Messenger RNA from Adineta steineri, 543 nucleotides. NCBI's taxonomy places the organism in Eukaryota, Metazoa, Rotifera, Eurotatoria, Adinetida, Adinetidae. The record is from the annotation of a GenBank genome assembly.
AUGCUUUCAAUUCCUGAUAAUCCACAACCUUUAUCAAAGCGAAAACAAAAAGCAAAAACAAACACUAAAUCUGGAACAUCAAUUCUUACUCAACAAAAAGUCACACCAGAAGUAAUAUCAAAUAGUACUAAACAACAACAACAUAAUACAAACAUUCCUGCAAUACAUGUCCAAAAUCCAGUAAAUAAUCAUCAAAAACAAGCGAUUAAAUCAUCAUUGACUUGGUCAAAUCGUGAAGAAAUACAAGGUAUAGAUUAUUUAGUUAAACCAUCAUCAACUCUUCUUUCAACAGCACCAGUUUUAAUUCCAUCUUCUCCUCUUGUUCAAGCAAAUAAAACCAAUGAUAUUCUUCCAGUUGAAGAUAAAACUUCUUCUUUUCAUUGGAAUUCAAAUGAUUAUCAUUCAUCUAAUCCUGUUCAGCAACCUUCAUCGGAAUUACGUGCUACUACUUUUCCAACUUAUUCACUAAUGAAUUAUGCUAUGGAUAAUUCAGAUCCAACAUGGAAUGAUAUACCUGUGACAAGUUCAAAUCAAGUUCAAUGA